AUGUCGCUUCCUGCUAGAGCCACUCAGUCGCAGCCUGCGGACGUCACAUUUGAGUCGCAUCAAAGCGGCAUUCAGCGCGUGAUGAUGUGCCCCAUCGAAUUUGGCACGUGUACUGGGAUCCAAACGGAACAGCUUGGGAAAAACGCGGGAAUUGGGCUUAAACAGCAAAACGUUUGUCUGCGACACCUUUACACGGGCGAGGUAGUUCGUGCCGACAGUAACCACAACUGUGGGAACAGUAGCAAUGUCUUUAUCCCCCACGGGGUCGGUAAAUUAGUCUGUUUUUUCUACGCCAAGGGUGGCACCGUUGGUUUUGCAGGGAAGCCUGGUUCUCCGGUGGGUUUACCGCACACAGUGGUGAUUAGUGAGUAUGGGGAGGUGGAAGAAUUGCGGGAUGCCAUUUUGCUCACCUUUUCCAUGUACACAGGUUCAUUCAGCUACGGCAGGCGACAGGGAAAGGGACGGCUGACGGUGUAUCCCCAUUAUUUUAUAGACUGUCUUUGGGACAACGAUGCACCGCUUUUGGACCGCACGCCGUGUGUCCUUUGCUUUUUCUCCAAGUAUAGCAUGUCGCCAACGGAUGAAAAGAGUCAAAUGAAGCCAACGCGAGUGGGUGGGAAUUCCGGAAAAGAUAUGGCUGCAAAUGUAAAAACCCAAUACAUUGGUAUGAUCUCUUUGAUUUCAUCUGGGUUGACGCCGCAUCGAGGAACCUUUGCGGGCCUUGCCUGGGCAGAGCAGGCACGUUUUGUUCCAGAUGGAAUUGGGGAAAUAUUAUACCCGCAGGGCAUUCGUUACUGUGGAUUUUGGCAGUGUGGUCAAAGACACGGUUUUGGCGUCGAGUACGAUCCGAAUAAAAGUACCGUUUACAUGGGUGGUUUUGUUUAUGAUCAGCGCGAGGGAUCAGGAACGUUGCAUUACUGCACCACAGGCGUAAUUUUUUCUGGUAGCUGGAAGAAAGGGAGCCCUACCGAGACAUCGAACGCUAUUUUACCCACAAGCCCUUUUAUCUUACAAGGGGGACUUUGGAAAAGCUAUGAAAAUUGGUCUUUUGAACAUGGCGCCUUGAUGCGUUCAUCCGUCCCACUCAGUGGGAUUUGGGAACCGCUGUUUCUCGCGUUUGAUGAGAAGCUCGCCUCUGCCCCUUGGGAUCAUCAGGGUACAUCGCCCACAACAAAAACAACAACAGCAACGACAAUGGAAGGGUUGGACAAUGAUGAAAAGGAUCACGCAGACGAAAAAAACAUUUUGCUUCUCUCGAAUAUGAUGCAGAGUUCUGAAUUUAAGGCCCUAUUGGUGCCCUUCCAGCGGUGUUAUUAUUUUCUGUACAAGCCAUGUGUGGGUCGGGGACGAAGGAACUGCAACGGGAGUUCUUCUCUCGGGGAGGAUGCAGGGCAUUCCCUCACGCAGUGGGCGUUCCCUAGCUUCUCCUCUCCCGCAGCGGCGAGAAGUGCGCCGGUUUCCCGCAGUUCUUUGUUGACUGCAUACGAUGAUGAAAAUCGCCCUUUGUCUAACUCGCAUGAUAUCCUUCGCAGCCGAUGGGCGAGUCUGCGUUGUUUCCAGCAAGAAAAAUCGUAUAUGAAAUCUUUAGAAAGGUUGUCUCCGCUUGUGUUGCAGCUGCGUGAACUUGGAAGCGAUUAUCGUCAGGGGUUUGGUGAAGCACCGGGGGGUGGAUGUUGGUCCUGUCCAUCCUGGUGCGAAGAGAUGGGGGUGGUUGGAGGGAAUGGUGACAAUAGUAAAAGUAACAGUAGUAAUAUUAGUAAUGGUAUUGGUAGUGGUGCUAUUCGUUGUUUUCACACUGAAAGCGUGGUGGAGAGUUUGGCGAAACGGAUGUCUCCAGUGAAAAUGUUUGAACGUGCGAUGCGUGAUCUAGCCUCGUUUGUAUCUUCUGUACGACUUCGACUACUUUCAUACGUGGCGGCACACCCAUUGGCGUGUGAUGUGUCCGUGAGCAAACGCGUUCUUGCCGUCUGUUGGGACUCCGUCUACGCCCUUGUGGCUCCCGUCAUCCACGAGCUCGCUGCAGCGGCAGAGGCGGAGGCAGUCAUUGCCGCAUCAUUGGCCCUUCAACGAUGCACCUCUCUUGGCCCCCACGAUUUUAUCCCGAUGGCGGUUGCAAAAAACUUUGAUUAUUUUGAGGAGGAUCGAAAGGUGACGAAGUGGCUUGCGCGUUUGUUUAGUUCUCCCACCCAUCACAGCCGACGUGUCGUGGAGCAGACAAUAAAUGGGCAGUUGUUAUGCUUUAGCCCACAUGUCGGUAGCGGGCAAGAAACCCCAGCAGUGUACUUUUCUCCAGCAUGUAUGUUUGCAGCCUUCGAUUCCGUGUACAAAAUUUCCUUGCGUUUGUUUCCCCAACAUCCCCUCUUCCAGGAGCGUUGGAUGAGUUACAGUGUUCUGGAGGCGUUUAAUUACGCAGAGGGUAUUGUUCCACGUGACGCGCUCAGUCCACCGGCUGUUCUGCGAAUCCUUCAUUUUCUUGCCGCUGAAGUCAACCCACGCUACCCGUUUCCUGGCGGAAGUACGGAAUUGAGAGACGAUGCGAUUACCUCUAAGGGGUGGGAAAAGGCCUUGCAUGUGACAAACGGAAACGGCACCAAUAGGAAGGAUGGCCGCGACCCCUCCGCAAUUAUGGAAAGCGACACGGUUGAUUUGGAGCCGUGGCUAAAUUCCUUUACGGCGUUAUACUCAGCACCGAAAGAGGCGACGGAAGUUGUUUCGUUGCUUGACUUUUUUCGUGAUGGUGUGGAUCGCUUGAAAAGUGUGUAUCCAUCGGUUCGAGUGAACUCUUUACGCCCUUCCGCCAUGGACGCUACUGUCUUGGAAGGCGGCGUGUUGGGUAUUGUGUACCCACUUGAUGAAUUGGCCGUACGUACGCGAUUUGUACUGCUUGCUGCCAGUGAAUGGCUAAGAAAUCGCCAGCAACAAGGCGGGAAGGAGUGUGAGUGGAAUAUCAAUGAUGGUAAGGAGGUGGAAAUGACGACCGAUGGGGAAAACGGAGACACAUCGCGGAAGGCAAAUGGACUCAUUCGACGGGUUCUUUCUCUCCCCAUCUCUGUCAUGCAGCCGGCAUUGAGUCAGCAGGCGGAUGAACUUUCCUAUGAAGCGAUUCACAUGCAUGAGGACGGUUUGAUGCAUUCGGUUGAACAGCGGCGUCAACAGGAGAUGUCGUCCAUUGCGAAUUUGUCAUCGGAGGUACUACUUUGGAUUGUGGAGUGUAUUGGGAGGGUGUUGGAGUCACCAAACUUUCCAUCCGCGGUGACGAGCUCCAUGGCUCCCAGAAGGACAUCCAUGCAGCCACGAGAAACACAACAACUCCGGCAACCCGAUCCGUUGCCAUUCAAUUUAGGGAAUAAGGAACGAUGCGAUUCUCCCGCAGACUUUACAGUAGCCACGCCAAAGGAAUCCUCGUGGGGAGGAGCUGUUUCAGAUCAAGAUGAGGGCAAUGUCGUUGGCUCACAGUACCUCCGAUAUCAGUGGAAACACUUUAUUUCCAACAACAUGACGUUCCCAAACCGCAGUGCGUCUCUGCCAUUAGGUGAUACGAAUGAGAGUCAUGCCAACACAUCCGUGUCGGCAGCUGCAACCACGUCAGAGCUUCUUACAGAAGCUGAAAAUCUACAAAUUUUGUUGCUGCAAAGUUUUCUUGCUGAAGUUGGGCUUUGGAUAACGCUGGAUAUGCAUUCUUGCUAUGAUAAUGAGGAAGAUGUAUCCUCCACGUCCCUUGCACCUUACGCCAUCUCCCCAAGAGAAGAGAAAACGGUGAGGCGCUGUGUAGGUAAGGAGGCGAUUCUUUCUCUACAAGUAGGUCUUUCCUUUCUUGGCUCUCGAGCGUGGGAAGUACUGGCAGAUGCGUGGCUUGCGGCCUGUCUCAGGCUCCGUGCGAAUGCCUCAGCCUUUCCCCAUGCAAGACGUAAAUGUAAUCCCAUUGAUGCUCUGAAAUGUGUUCACUGA
Messenger RNA from Trypanosoma cruzi, 3948 nucleotides. RefSeq lists its product as uncharacterized. Lineage: Eukaryota; Euglenozoa; Kinetoplastea; Trypanosomatida; Trypanosomatidae. The record is from RefSeq and is a predicted model, not a curated record. The transcript has a single exon. The coding region runs from base 1 to 3948 and encodes 1315 amino acids.